AAGGGUGUGCCUUGAACAGAACAAAUUGCUUUUGGUUAAAUAAAACUUAGCCUGAGCAAUGGAGUUCUUGAAUUAAAACUUGAGCCAUCUUCCACCAGAAAAUACUAACCUUCACGUGUCCGUUGCUGGGCUUCCUGUUUGUACUUAGUGUGAGAAUCAAAAUGCCCUGAGAAGCUGGGGUGAGACUCUUCGCUGAAACCAGUGAAUAGAAGACAUCUUGCAAGGCUUCCGCUGCAAAGAUGCACCAACUGGAUUUCCAGAGUGGAAUCCGCAUGAAGGUAAAAGGCUGCCUGUCCCAUCCAGUCCUCUUUCUGCUGCCAAGAUAACCAGUUCACCUGAUUUGUGAAGAGAAGACCAUGCGUAACCAUACAGCCAGACAUCAUCAGAGCAGUUGUAACUUGGAACUUAGCCGUCAAACAGAAAACAUGCUUCCUCUCUGUUGCAGCAGCUGCCGGAGCUGAACUCUAUCCAGGUAAUUUACAUACAAAAAGAAUUGCUUAGAGAACCUCCCACCAAACUUCACCUGCUGUGCACAACAGACAAGACAAUACAAGAAACAACCCCAAGGACCAGAGGAUACGUGGUCAGAGGCGACACUCACUGUGGGUCACAACCCAACUGCUGAGCCACAGGGAAAAUGCUACCAGGAACCAGCUCAGAUAAGAUGUUUGGAGAUUGGUUGGUCGCUUUCUUCAGAAGAAUAUUUACUACAGCUCUGCUCUUGCCAUAAUACCAGAAUUCUGUGAUCCACACUUCAGUGCUAAACACCAGGAGAGAGUCGUAUUUUAGUCAUUCUGUCUUGAUGGAACAGGCAUCAUCUUGAAAGCCCAUCAUAUUUCACAGCAGCUUAUUUGAUUUUUCUGGGAUCAAAGGUGCUCAGUGAAUCAGGGCCCCCCCCCAAUGAGUCAAACAGCCAAUUCUGACCAACAGCUGGUUGAAAACAGUGCUGUGCAUGUAGCAGGGAUGGCGCAAGAGGAAAGCCGUCGUGGUCAAGUGCCACCCACAUUUUAUCAUGCUUCCAGUCAGGAACUUGAUCUGUCCACCAAAGUGUACAAAAGAGAGUCAGGAAGCCCUUACUCUGUGUUGGUGGACAGCAAAAUGAGUAAACCACAUCUCCAUGAAAGAGAGGAGCAGCCAUAUUUCAGGGAGAACAGAUCAGUGGGAGAGGUCCGGGCUGUGAAAGAAGAUAGAGAGAACUCUGACAACUCUGAGGAGGAAGAAGAGGAGGAAGAUGAAGUGACUUACAAAAGGGAGCAGAUUAUAGUGGAGGUAAACCUUAACAACCAAACAUUAAAUGUAUCAAAAGGGGAAAAGGGUGUCCCCUCCCAGUCCAAAGAGACUGCUGUUCUUAAGACCAGCAGUGAGGAAGAGGAGGGUGACAGUGGGGAAGAGGCCACUGAAGACAGUAAUGAUGAUGAGGAAAAUGAGAGGCAGAAGAAAAAAGAGAAAAGAGUGGAAAAAGUUAGUGUUACCCAAAGGAGAACAAGGAGAGCUGCAUCUGCUGCAGCAGCCACAACUUCUCCUUCACCCAGAACUACAAGGGGCCGUAGAAAGAGUGUGGAGCCCCCCAAGCGUAAGAAGAAAGCUGCAAAGGAGCCCAAGGCACCUGUGCAGAAAUCAAAGUGUGAAGAAAAGGAGACUUUGACCUGUGAAAAGUGCCCCAGGGUGUUUAACACACGCUGGUACCUGGAGAAGCACAUGAACGUCACUCACAGGCGUAUGCAGAUCUGCGACAAGUGUGGGAAGAAAUUUGUUCUAGAAAGUGAGCUGUCCCUUCACCAGCAAACAGACUGUGAAAAAAACAUUCAGUGUGUUUCCUGUAAGAAAUCAUUCAAGAAGCUCUGGUCUCUCCAUGAACACAUCAAGAUUGUUCAUGGAUAUGCAGAGAAAAAGUUCUCCUGUGAGAUCUGCGAAAAGAAGUUCUACACAAUGGCCCAUGUGCGGAAGCACAUGGUUGCACAUACAAAGGAUAUGCCAUUUACAUGUGAAACCUGUGGAAAAUCAUUCAAACGCAGUAUGUCGCUCAAAGUGCAUUCCCUACAGCAUUCUGGAGAGAAACCUUUCAGAUGUGAGAACUGUGAUGAAAGGUUUCAGUACAAGUACCAGCUGCGUUCCCACAUGAGCAUCCACAUUGGGCACAAACAGUUCAUGUGCCAGUGGUGUGGCAAAGACUUCAACAUGAAACAGUACUUCGAUGAGCACAUGAAAACACACACUGGAGAGAAGCCUUUUAUCUGUGAAAUCUGUGGCAAAAGCUUCACCAGCCGCCCAAACAUGAAGAGACACCGCAGAACUCACACAGGGGAGAAGCCUUACCCAUGUGAUGUGUGUGGCCAGCGAUUUCGCUUCUCCAAUAUGCUCAAGGCGCACAAGGAGAAGUGCUUCCGAGUCACAAGCCCCGUUAAUGUGCCACCUGCUGUUCAGAUCCCACUUACCACAACUUCUCCUGCUUCCGCAGUCCUUUCUGUAGCAAACACACCCACCUCCCCAACUCCACCCAUUAACCUGAACCCAGUGAACACGCUCCCGCCACGUCCCAUCCCACAUCCAUAUUCACACCUUCAUCUCCACCCUCACCCACACCAUCCACACCAUCUCCCAGUCCCCCCAGUCCCUCAUUUACCCCCACCUCCAGCCCUUUUUAAGAGUGAGCCUUUAAAUCAUAGAGGCCAGAGUGAGGACAACUUUCUGCGACACCUGGCAGAAAAAAACAUUUCAGCACAACACCACUAACACCUUUGCCUCCUGCCAGCUGUUUUUCCUGUUUUAUGCACAUGGAAACGUGCCCUCCUGGAAAUUGCAGAGGGAGAGCUCGUGAAGAUCUUUCAAUCUCUCCUGGUACUCCCAUGAAUCAGUUAACGAACAAGAAAAUUCUAUUGGAUCAGCAGUGAUCAUUUGAACCAGGGGAACCAAAGGGACUGAAACCCAAUUUGCUUGCGUUCUACUGAUGACUUUUAUAAAUUUCAAAUACUGAGACUUGUGGAAUUUUAUAAUUUCAUAUCAGCUGAUGAGGUAUGCUUGCUUUUAUAUCCUGGACUUCUCCUCAAAGAGGGGAUGGGCCUGGUUUCCUUUGUACUAAUCGGAAAGGCUGUGAGAUUAAUACAGAGCAUUAAUUGUAUCACUGUGUAUCGUAAUGAAUUCUUUUCAGCUUUUCGUGCCGGCUACAGAGUGAGCCAGCCACGUAUCACAGUAUAUCAAGCAUUAUAGAGAAAGACAAAAAAAUUUGUUUGUGUAGCUCUCCUAACGCACUCUUUAUUUUACUACAGAAAUUAUUUUAGAGUUUUUUGUAUAGACCUAUUUAGUAGUCUGUUUCUAAAAUGAAAUGUAUUUCAAUAAGCGGUGUAAUUUUUUCAGUGUAGCUGGACCUAUGUUGUAUAAUAGAUAAAAUUUUAUAAUCAUCAAAACGUGAUUCUAAAAAGAUGCAAAUAGCUUCUAUAGUUAAAGUUAUUCUUACAUCCAUACAACUCAAAAGGUGCUUCAGAGAAGAGAGGGACCCAAGAGGUCUCUGGCAAGGCUGCCUCAGAAGUGGUGUUGAUUUCAGAACUUUUAUGUAAUUUAUUUAGUAGUUUUUAAACCUUACCUUUCCCCUUCCACAGUGUCUCUUAGGCUUAUUGAACAAAGACAUUGAGUUACCAUACUCCUGCUCUACAAGUUUCACUUAGUUCAGUUAGAUGGAAGUGUGGAAUGGGUUAGAAAGGGACACACCCGUUGGGUGAAGAGACUCAACAGCUCAUGAGUUACGAAGUCACAGGUGAGUGAGAUAUCUGACUUAGGAGAGGGAAAUAAACUAUCUCAAGUCAGCCAAGCAUAUCUUCUUUGGUAUAGGAAGGCCUGGUUUUAAUGUUUGUUUAUGAUAUGAUUUUAAUUUUGGGAUCAUAUCAAAUGCUGCUCAUUCAGAUUGCUAUUUUUAAAUUCCUGGAUUUAGGAGAGGGGAAUUAAGUUAGAUUCACAAAUGUGGUGUUUGGUUGAUUGUAAGAAUGAGAAGAGGAGAAAUUUGAAUGGGAAAAUGGUGUUUAAGUAGACACAUUGCUGAGAAAAUGCAGUAUGUAUCCACAGUAUGGAGCUCUGUCCCAUAAACGUGACACAUUCAGACAAUAUGGGAUGAUGCUGAGGGGUUCAUAGUCCCCUUUUUUGGGCAAAUCGGAGUUUGACAGUUGUAGGUUAGAAACCUUUGAAUUUAGACAAGUCACUGUUUCAUAAUCUUGUGAGGCACUGAGUGAGUGGCAAAUGACAAGUUUGGUGCAGAGGUGGUGGGCUUGGAAGGCCAAAUGUAUCUGUUUUAAUCAGUGAGUGGUGGUUUUUCAGGUUUGUAUUUUUGUUUAAAUGACAUUGAAUAUAGCAGCAUUAUGCAAUCUAGGUAAUUGUUGCCACCUUCAAUGAAGACACAGAGGCCCAAGGCCAUUGUACUGUAAGUUUCAAAAAUGUUUCCUACUAUUUUGUGCUGCUUUGUAAAAUGAAUCCCACCCAAACUCCAUCUCCAAAGACCCCAAUAGACAGACUGCCAUUUUAGUUAAUGGACUGGGCUUUUGUGGCUGAUCGAUACCUUCAAAGUAGCAGAAAUGGUGGGAAUUCUUCCUAGCAUUAUUUCUUCAAGUUUAAUGCUGUUCACUAUUUUUUUGAAACACCACAUUUUCCGUCUUUUGGGAAUUAGCUCCUUAGUUGAUAUUUUACAAACUUUCUGCCAUCUAAUCGUUAAUGCUUUCUUUUUUCAUAGGAAAUUUUAGGAACAGGAAUUAGGCCCUUUUGGGCCAACAUACUCAUUUUUGACUGAACUGAACGUACCCCCCAUUUCUGAAAAAUAAAAGAAUGCGGGUUUUUUAAAUGUUUCUCUACAAUAUUUAUAUACACCCUUUAUCUUCUAGGUGAUAAAGCCACUCAUGAUUAUGACUGUUGUAUUUACGGUGGCAUGUCCGCCCAGGAAAGUUCUAUGCAUUCCAUGUCACAUUUACACCCUACGUUUCUGUUGUGCCACGAUUUUGUGGUCAGGCCUGUUAUUAAAUGGUUUUUAAAUGCUAAAACAAAAUCUUGGUAAAUGAAUUGUAAUCCGGUUUUUAAAAAUGAUUUUCUUCUCAAUAAAUUUACAGUAUUAGGCUGCUAUUCAAAA
Molecule: messenger RNA, 5104 nt
Organism: Chelonia mydas (Green sea turtle)
Lineage: Eukaryota; Metazoa; Chordata; Testudines; Cheloniidae
Gene: ZNF652
Product: zinc finger protein 652
Exons: 9
Coding region: 901-2733 (610 amino acids)
Biological process (GO): regulation of transcription by RNA polymerase II
Cellular component (GO): nucleus
Molecular function (GO): RNA polymerase II cis-regulatory region sequence-specific DNA binding; DNA-binding transcription activator activity, RNA polymerase II-specific
Source: RefSeq, a predicted model, not a curated record